AUGGAAGGUGUGUUGGACUUUGACACGAUCGACGUGGAACUAGAUGAAGACCUUCUAAAGAAACAGAGUAGGAGAUGUAGAGAUGAGUUCUUGAACUCACUGUCUCUUGACGAUGAAGAUGAAGACUUCAUUAUCCCAUUAUUCGAGAAUGUUGAAGAUGAUGAAGCACCCGUGGAAGAAGAACCUUUGGAUGACGAACAGGAGGAGGAAGAAAAUGUAGAUGAAGUUGUGGAUGAAGAGGAAAAUGAUAGUGAAGCUCAGUUUAAAUAUUCCACACAUGAUCCAAAUGUGAAAUGGAAUAGAAUGAAACCUCAAGAGGGAGAAAGGUAUGAAUCUCCACAGCAACUUAAACUCUGUUUAACAAAUCAUGCCAUAUCUAAAGCCUCUUGGAUGAGCACUGAAAAGUCAUUCCAAAUAAAGAAAAUGUAUCCACAUCAUACAUGUGUCAAGAAUUUUAACAAUGGAAAACUUAUGGGACCAACAUGGUUAGCUAGACAAUUCCUUAAAGAACUUAUUAGGACACCUAAUUUGAAAGCUAAGGAAAUCCAAGAAAAAGUUCAACACAAAUUUCACACUAAGAUUUCAUGGGUAAGGAGUUAUAGGGCUAGAUGUAGGGCAAUGUCCAUGAUUGAGGGAAAAUUAGGUGAUCACUAUGCAAGGGUGUGGGAUUAUGGUGGUGAAUUGCUAAGAUCCAAUCCAGACAGCACCAUUAAAAUUUGUGUCGAAGACAACAAUGAUGGUACAACUAUUUUCAAAAGGAUGUACAUAUGUUUCAAAUCAAUCAAAGAAGGGUGGAAGAUGGGUUGUAGAAGGGUAGUAGGGAUCGAUGGAUCUUUUCUGAAAGGGCAGUGUAAGGGACAAUUAUUAACAGCCAUAGGUAGGGACCCAAACAAUCACGUUUUUCCCAUAGCUUGGGCUGUAGUUGAAAUUGAGAAUAAGUUUAACUGGAAGUGGUUCCUUCAGUUGUUAGAGGUUGACCUUGGAAUGGAUGCAGGAAGGGGCAUGUGUGUAAUUUCAGACCAACAUAAGGGUCUUCUUGAGGCAACAAAGGAGGUGUUACCAUAUGUUGAGCAUAGACAGUGUGCACGACAUAUCUAUGCCAACUUCAGAAAAGUAUAUAGUGGAAUUCAGUUAAGGAACCUAUUCUGGAAGGCUGCCAAAUCAACUGUAGAGGGUGAAUUCAAGAAUCACAUGGAUGAGAUAAGACAGAUUAGCCCAGGUGCUUAUGAACAUCUAAUGGCAAGGGAGCCAAAUACAUGGUGCAGGGCUUUCUUUUCCACUGGAUUGGCCUGUGAGGCUGUAGAAAAUGGUAUGGCAGAAUGCUUCAAUGCAGUUAUACUUGAUGCUAGGAAGAAGCCACUACUGACCAUGCUUGAAGAGAUAAGGCUAUAUAUGAUGGAUAGGUUUUACAACCUCAGGGAGUUAGCUGAAAAAUGGGAAGGAGAUGUGUGUCCAUCUGCAAUUAAGAAAAUGGAAGAAUUUGGUGAGGACUUGAAGUUUUGGAGGGUACACCCUAGUGGACAAAAUGAAUUUGAAGUUAGAAAUGGUCUUGAAUCAUAUGGAGUCAACAUAGAGAAAAGGAGUUGUGCAUGUAGACUUUGGGAUGUAUCAGGGAUACCAUGUGUCCAUGCCCAAGCAUCUAUCAUGUUAACUCAUCAGGAUCCAAAGACAUUUAUCAGCAAGUGGUUUGGUAAGGCAAUGUACAUUUCAAGUUAUAGUUAUAACAUUCUACCUGUUAAUGGCAGCAAUUUAUGGACAGAAGCUCCUUAUAUUAAGCCCUUACCCCCCUUAGAGAGGAGGAUGCCAGGCAGGCCUACUGUGAAAAGGAAAAGGCAUGUAUCAGAGAGGGAUGACAAGUUCUCUCAAGUGUCCUCAAAGGGCAGAACUGUCCAAUGUCAAAACUGUCAACAAAAGGGGCACAACAAGAAAACCUGUAAAAAUCCACAUGUUGAACCAGAUCCUAAACCCAAUAAGAAAAUAGGCAGGCCAAGAUUGGACCCUAGUCUAACCCAAUGGACAAGACGUGGUAGAGGGGGGACAAGGGGAAAUAGAGGAGGUGGUAGGGUACCUAGAGGUGGGGGUGGCUUUCAUAGCUGGUUUGAAAGAGGUGAAACCUCAAAUACAGUACCACCCCAAAAAAGGGUCAAUGAAGAAUAUAAUUCUGAAGAGAUGGUGGAUGUAGAUGUGAUGAGUGAUGGAGAUGGGCUGGAUAUGGCAGAUAUGGACUACAUUACACAACAAAUUACAGAGUUGAGGAAAUCAGGUUACACUGAUGUAGACAUUAUGAGAUGCCUUGGAAUUACAAAAGCUCAUUUAGAAGAGUUUGGAUAUGUGGCUGCCAAUGUUGAAGGUGGACUAGAAGGAGAUGGACAGGGUAAUGAAGAAGAAGGAGGACAUGGACAAGGAGAUGGAGUGGAAGGAGGUGGAGAUGGACAAGAAGGAGAAGGAGAUGGAGAAAAAGAAGAUGGAGAAGGAGAUGAAGGAGAUGGACAAGAAGAAGAUGAAGAAGGUGUUCCAGUGAAUGAUCCAGUACAACAAGGGCAUUUUGGGAAUAAUAUGAAACAAAGAACAAGGAGACCCUCAGAGAGGAUCAUUCUUCAGAAGCUGAAAAAGAAGGUGGUUGACCCUCUUGGUAUAGGAAUGUGUGAAGAUAAGGCAUUAGUUAUAGAUUAGUGAUAGGGGUUAUCAUCUUUUGGUUCAUAUUUUGUAAAAGGUGGUACUAUGUAAACUGAUGCAUACCAUCUUUUGGUUCAUAUUUUGCAUACCACUUUGUGGUUCAUAUUUUGUAAAUGGUGGUACAUAUCCACUUAUAUUGGUUCAUAUUUUGUAAACAAUUACUGGUAAUUAAGCAAGGGCAUUAACCAAUGGUCACAAUUGAUCAAUGUCAUAUUUUAUUUCAAGUUUGGUUGUGCAGGUUAGCCUUGGUUAUUGACAGUUUUAUUAUUCAUAUGUGGUUCAUAGUUGUGGUACUUUGAUUUCACCAUAAUUCAAUACAACAUAAGUAAAAUGUUCA
This is a messenger RNA of Lactuca saligna, 3013 nucleotides long. Lineage: Eukaryota; Viridiplantae; Streptophyta; Magnoliopsida; Asterales; Asteraceae. The record is from the annotation of a GenBank genome assembly.